Molecule: messenger RNA, 2249 nt
Organism: Nymphaea colorata (pocket water lily)
Lineage: Eukaryota; Viridiplantae; Streptophyta; Magnoliopsida; Nymphaeales; Nymphaeaceae
Product: protein kinase and PP2C-like domain-containing protein
Exons: 12
Coding region: 197-2140 (647 amino acids)
Biological process (GO): protein phosphorylation; protein dephosphorylation
Cellular component (GO): nucleus; cytosol
Molecular function (GO): protein serine/threonine phosphatase activity; ATP binding; protein kinase activity
Source: RefSeq, a predicted model, not a curated record
CUCAAGGCAGGAACAAAUAUGGGAAUUGUUCGUAAGAUGCGGAUGAAUAGGAAAAAAAUUCGAAGAUUGACGUAAGCGAUUGCGUUUCUUUCCCUCCCAUAAAGCGAGGGAAAUUUUGUAGGGAGAGAGAGAGAGAGAGAGAGAGAGAGAGUGAGAGGUGAAGAGCGUGGAAAAAUUGAGGAGGAACGAGCAAGAAAUGGUGCAAAUCAUGGAACCAAACACUUGCAUCCGAGGCUGCUGUAGAAGCGAUACCAUCCCUCUUCAUCUCCACCCUUCCUCCUAUUCCCUCUCUUCUCCAAUCGCCCGAGGGUCUGAGAGCGUCGUGUAUGAAGCAACGCUGGCUGGCAAAAAAGUGGCUGCCAAGAAGCCUGUCUUGUCGACGUCGGACGAUCUCAACCGAUUUCAUACCGAACUCCAAUUGAUGUGCAUGGUGGAUCAUCCGGGCAUAGCCACGUUAGCUGCAGCACAUGCCAGACCACCGAAUUACAUGUUCUUCUUUGAAUUCUAUGAAGGCGGAAACUUGGCGGACGCAUUACAUGUUCGAGAAUGGAGCCCAUCAAUCCACCAAGCGUUGUCCAUCAUGAUUGCUCUAGCAAAAGGGCUGAGGUACUUACACAGCGUGGGGAUUGCACAUAGGGACGUCAAACCAGCAAACAUUCUUCUUGACAGCGAACUUCAGCCCCGUCUUUCUGAUUUUGGUCUGGCGACAUUUAAGAAAGAUAUUCAUCACAUCUCUUCUCAAAAUUGGAAAUCUUCUGGCAAGCCAACUGGAGGUUUCCACAAGAAGAAUAUGGUUGGAACUUUAAUUUAUAUGGCACCCGAAAUAUUAAGAAAGGAUGUGCAUACUGAGAAAUCAGAUGUUUAUAGUUUUGCAAUAACGGCCAACGAACUUCUUACAGGUGUGGUUCCUUACACAGACCUUCGCGCGGAAGCCCAGGCUCAUACAGUUCUCGAGAUGACCUAUACUGAGCAGCAGCUCACAUCAGCCAUAGUAUCAGAAGGGUUGCGUCCAGUAUUAGCUGGUGCCAAGUCAGGUGCUCCAUCGAGCUUGCAGUCAUUGAUAAUGAGAUGCUGGGAUCCAGAUCCUCAGAAGAGACCACUAUUUGCUGAGAUAGUUGAGGAACUAGAUAUUAUCAUGAAUAAGGCCAUACAAGAACCAGAUGAUAUAAAAAAGGAUGUUUUGCUGAAAGAGCAUUCAGUGGAUAGCCAAAAUCAUCAAACUCAAAUAGAAACUAGCUGGUCAGCUAGAGGAAUGGCAUUCACUAACCAUGCAACAACUGAUGGUGCAAACUUCACCGUGUGGCUUCAGCAUUCCUUUCUUUAUCAUCCCACGUUGUCAUGUGGAUCAUUUUCAACAUGUGGUAGAAGGGAGUCCAUGGAGGAUACACACUUUUUAUUGCCUCAUAUGGAUAGCAUAAAAGACAUCUCCUUCUUUGGGAUAUUUGAUGGUCAUAGAGGUGCCGCAGCUGCAGAAUUUGCUGUAAAAACUAUACCUCAAUUCUUACGAGCCUCUGGUGCAAUGAAAAGUCCCUCAGAUGCACUAUCAGAUUCAUUCCUGAGAACUGAUAUUGAGUUCAGAGAACAGUUGAAAUCAUGUCAACUUUUAAGAAGCAAACAAAGGAAUUUCCAUCCUGGCUGCACAGCAAUUACAGCUUUGAUAGUAGGAAACAAACUUUUUGUUGCAAAUGCUGGUGAUUGCAGAACAAUCCUAUGUCGCGAUGGGCAAGCCUAUGCUCUUUCAAAGGAUCAUGUAGCUAGCUGUCCCCAGGAAAGGGAACGAAUUAUUCGGGCUGGAGGAGAAGUCAAAUGGCAGAUUGACACAUGGAGGAUUGGUCCAGCUGCACUGCAGGUGACACGGUCAAUUGGAGAUGAUGAUUUGAAGCCUGCUGUGACUGCAGAGCCUGAAAUAACAGAAACAGAUCUGUCAUCUGAUGAUGAAUUUUUGGUGAUGGCUAGUGAUGGUUUGUGGGAUGUGUUAGGUAAUGAUGAGGUGGUUCCCAUCAUCCGGGAUACUGUCAAAGAGCCUACCAUGUGUGCUAAACGACUUGCCACAGAAGCUGUUGAAAGAGGAAGCAAAGACAACGUCACUGUUAUUGUUAUCUUCCUUCGUCCCGUAUCUACUGCAGAAAGAAUAUUCUGAAAUCUGAAAUAAAAUAGUGGAAGUUGCAUCACAUUUUCCCUACCUAGCAAGAUAGCAGUAUUAUUGCUAAAGUUCUACCCACAAAUCCUAAGAAUAAGUUUUUCAUCUC